AUGUCCUCCUCCUCCUCCUCCUCCUCCUCCUCCUCCGAGCGCCCCACCGGCCUAAUUGGCAAAAUCGGCAUCGAGCUCCUCACAUUCGGCACUCCCAAUGGCCACAAAGCCUCCAUAAUCCUCGAAGAGCUCAAAGCCGCAUACGGAAAAGAGUAUAUCUACCAAUCCAUCAACAUCAUGGAGAACAUCCAAAAGGAGCCCUGGUUCACGAAAUUCUCGCCCAAUGGACGGAUCCCCGCGAUCGUGGAUCACGAUAGGAACGAUUUCUCCGUGUUUGAGGGAGCGGCUAUACUGGCUUAUUUAACGAGGCAUUAUGAUCCCGAGCACAAGUUUUCGUUUGAGGAUCCGGAUGAUCUGAGUCGGUGCGAGCAAUGGGUUGCUUGGCAGCAUGGCGGUUUAGGACCAAUGCAAGGCCAAGCAAACCACUUCUACCGUCUAGCUAAAGAACGAAUCCCAUACCCCACUCAACGCUAUGUCGGCGAAACAGAGCGUCUCUACGGAGUCCUCGAUACGCAGCUCUCGGACCGCGAUUACCUCGUUGGUCCCGGUCGGGGCAAGUACUCCAUAGCGGACAUGGCGAAUUUCAGCUGGGUGAACGUGGGGUAUUUUGCCGGGGUUGAUUUGAGUCAAUUCCCGAGCUUGGAGAAGUGGUGGAAGAGGAUCGAGGAGAGGGAACCGGUAAGGAAUGCGUUGAAGGUUCCCAGUGAGAGUAAGAUUGUGAAUAGUGCGUAUUUGAGGAGGCUGAAGGAGGAGCCGGAGUUUAAGGAGGGGGAGGAGAAGUUGAAGAAGUUGGGUGAUGAGGCGAAGGAGCAGUAUAAUUAUAAGUAUACUUCCCCUUAG
This is a messenger RNA of Mollisia scopiformis, 840 nucleotides long. RefSeq names its product glutathione S-transferase. Bases 1 to 840 code for a protein of 279 amino acids. Lineage: Eukaryota; Fungi; Ascomycota; Leotiomycetes; Helotiales; Mollisiaceae. The transcript has 2 exons. The record is from RefSeq and is a predicted model, not a curated record.